Messenger RNA from Musa acuminata AAA Group (dessert banana), 2354 nucleotides. Its product is annotated as nucleobase-ascorbate transporter 6-like. Gene Ontology annotation, molecular function: transmembrane transporter activity. Gene Ontology annotation, cellular component: membrane. Gene Ontology annotation, biological process: transmembrane transport. The transcript has 14 exons. The coding region runs from base 612 to 2207 and encodes 531 amino acids. The record is from RefSeq and is a predicted model, not a curated record. NCBI's taxonomy places the organism in Eukaryota, Viridiplantae, Streptophyta, Magnoliopsida, Zingiberales, Musaceae.
AUUUCACCUAUUUAAUAUUAUCUCUCUUUUGGCUUCUGCCAUUCUUCCUGUCUUCCUUUCUUGGAGUGUGGAGACCGGAGAGUGUGAAGAGGUGGCAGUGUUUUGCUUGCUGCUGAAGACAGCUAGGCAGCAAAUGGGUUGAGAAGGCAUGAAGAGCUGAACACGAAGGAAACAAGAAAUAAAAAGCAGAGCUUGCAGAAGAUUCGCCUGAGCACCGAGGAGAGAGAAAGCGAGGGAAGGGCAAGGGGACAUUUUGAUGUGCUUGCGUGCUUUUUUAGCCAUCUGGGGAACGCUUCAUGACUCCUUUCCCAGUCUUUUGUUCCACCGCUGGUGGAGAGUCGCGCCGUCUGCUACUUCUUCCCUCUCUUCUCUUUUUCUUGUAGAAUCUUCUGGUGGGACUGCGACUGCUGUUCUUCGCCUUUUGGCUGGUGAAAGAUUGGAUCUUGACGCUUAAAUCCUUUAGAUCUUGAAGUUUGCCGAGAAAUCUUUUGAGAGAGGUUGCUUCUUUUGGUCGUGGUAUGAAUGUGUGUUGGGGGAGUGAGGUUUAAGGGCGUUUAUAGCGUUCUUGAAGUAGGUUUUUGAGGAAGAAUCGAAGGGAGAAGAGGAGAGACAUGGCCGGACCAGCGCCGCCACCGAAGCAGGAGGAGUUGGUGCCGCACCCCGUGAAGGACCAGUUGCCCAAUGUUUCCUUCUGCAUCACUAGUCCUCCUCCUUGGCCUGAAGCUAUUCUUCUUGGUUUCCAACAUUACCUGGUCGUUCUGGGAACCACUGUUCUCAUCCCCACUGCGCUUGUUCCUCAGAUGGGGGGAGGAAAUGAUGAGAAAGCGAGGGUGGUCCAGACAUUGCUGUUUCUGGCUGGUAUUAACACUCUUCUCCAAACCUACUUCGGUACUUGCUUGCCAGCCGUGAUGGGAGGGUCGUAUACUUUCGUAGCUCCUACCAUAUCAAUCAUCUUAGCUGGGCGUUACAGCAAUAUCGUGGAUCCUCAUGAGAAAUUCCUGCAUAUCAUGCGUGGGACACAGGGUGCACUAAUUGUCGCUUCGACGCUUCAAAUUAUUAUUGGUUUCAGCGGUCUUUGGCGUAAUGUGACGAGAUAUUUAAGUCCCCUGUCAGCGGUUCCUCUGGUUGCACUAGCUGGGUUUGGGCUCUAUGAGCUUGGAUUUCCUGGGGUUGCCAAAUGUGUUGAGGUUGGCCUACCAGUGAUUAUCCUGUUAGUGACAUUUUCACAGUACGUUCCUCAUGCUAUACAUUCGGAGAGGUCCGUAUUUGAUAGAUUUGCUGUCAUAUUUUCAAUUACAAUUGUGUGGCUAUAUGCAUACCUGCUUACAGUUGGUGGGGCAUACAGGCAUGCCCCACCAAAGACACAAUUGCAUUGCCGUACUGAUCGUUCUGGACUUGUUGGUGGGGCUCCCUGGAUAAGAGUUCCAUAUCCCUUUCAAUGGGGAGCACCAACUUUUGAUGCUGGUGAAGCUUUUGCAAUGAUGGCAGCUUCAUUUGUGGCCCUUGUAGAGUCUACUGGCACUUUUACGGCAGUCGCGAGGUAUGCAAGUGCUACACCAGUGCCUCCUUCAGUUCUCAGUCGAGGCAUUGGCUGGCAGGGUAUUGCUAUCUUGUUGGAUGGAUUAUUUGGAACAGCAAAUGGUACAUCAGUGUCAGUUGAAAAUGCUGGCUUACUGGCUUUGACACGUGUUGGCAGCCGGAGAGUUGUGCAAAUAUCUGCAGGAUUCAUGAUUUUCUUUUCCAUUCUUGGGAAAUUUGGAGCAGUUUUUGCAUCCAUUCCUGCACCAAUUUUUGCGGCUCUUUACUGUCUUCUUUUCGCAUAUGUUGGUGCUGGUGGUCUUAGUUUCCUUCAGUUCUGCAAUCUUAACAGCUUCCGUACUAAAUUCAUCCUAGGAUUCUCUUUUUUCAUGGGGUUGUCAGUUCCGCAGUACUUCAAUGAAUACACUUCUGUUGCCGGAUAUGGUCCAGUCCACACCGGAGCAAGAUGGUUCAACGAUAUCAUUAAUGUGAUAUUCUCUUCGAAGCCAUUUGUCGCGGGGUUUGUGGCAUUUUUCUUGGACAAUAGUCUCCAUAGGCAUGACAGCGCUGUAAGAAAGGACAGGGGGCUUCAUUGGUGGCACAAGUUCCGAUCCUACAAGGGGGAUCCGAGAAGUGAGGAAUUCUACCGGCUGCCACUAAAUCUCAAUAAGUUCUUUCCAGCAGAUUGAGCUCUAUAAAUGUGACAACAUUUGCAGUGCAUCUCACUUUGUCCUUUUAGAGAGUUCUUGGAUCAUCUUGUAGUGGAUCUCUCUUUGUUUCUCGGCCCAAGAGAAACCUUAAACUAUUAAUGUGUUCUGAUGAAUUUGUCUGUUAAA